AUGGUCCGUGCAGUGCCGGUUAAAUGCCUUAAUCAGGCCAGCAACGCCCAAGGGAAGACAAAACCAACACUUGUAACAAAGAGCCACCUUCAGGUUGCUGCUUUCGCCCACCUAACUCCACAGGUCUCACGCACAACACUUGUGGUGCUCACUUGCUUCCUCAAGGCUGCUCAGUUUCUGCCUCCUCUUCAAUCUAGUAUGGUAAUGGAAAUAAUCAUCUCUGUGGUCUUGCUGUUCAUGGGCAUCGCGGUCUUGGUGGUGAUUCAUGUGUGCAUAGUAGGGAGAGCAUUCCGGGAAGGAGGAGGAUUCAGUAGAGGACUGGUGCAGAGAAACAGCAACUCCGCGGCCUCGAAAUUGUCGAGCGAAGACUUGAAGAAGCUGCCUUGCUUCGAGUACGGUUCGGGGGACAAGGCUUCCGACAGGGACGAGGACUGUGCAGUGUGCUUGGAGAAUUUCAAAGCGGGCGAAAAGUGCAGGCUAUUGCCUAACUGCAAGCACUGCUUCCAUGCUCAAUGUAUAGAUUCGUGGUUGUUGAAGACGGCCAUUUGUCCCGUUUGUAGGACCGGCAUAGCUCCUCCAGAAAGCAGUGCCAGUUUGUUGGAGGAAGGUCGUAUAGAGCAUAAUGCUCUCGUCGAACUCACGUAG
Messenger RNA from Eucalyptus grandis, 645 nucleotides. RefSeq names its product RING-H2 finger protein ATL74. The transcript has 3 exons. The coding region runs from base 1 to 645 and encodes 214 amino acids. Lineage: Eukaryota; Viridiplantae; Streptophyta; Magnoliopsida; Myrtales; Myrtaceae. The record is from RefSeq and is a predicted model, not a curated record.